CAGGAAUUAAAUCAGUGUUUGUCCUGGAGAAGAGCCCUGGUCCUCUCACUCUGCCUCCACGCCUCCUUCCCUGCUUCCUAUAUUGUCUUAUUCACGGUUUCACUGCGUGGAUCUGUUCAAACCUGAGGACAACAUGACAGGAGGACCGAAGGACGGCGAAACAGAGGAGGAGUUUCUGCAUUCGCCGUUCAUCCGAAAGCAAGGGAACAUUUACAAACCCAACAAUAAAGACAUGGACAACGAGAGUCUGAACGAGAAGACGAUGGAGGAUGUCCACACCAAAGAGAUCGACCUGGUCAACCGGGACCCCAAGCAUAUAAAUGACGACGUUGUCAAGGUGGACUUUGAGGACGUGAUUGCCGAGCCCGCAGGGACGUACAGCUUUGACGGUGUGUGGAAAGCCAGCUUCACCACCUUCACCGUCACCAAGUACUGGUGCUACCGACUGCUGACGGCACUGGUCGGCAUCCCCCUGGCGCUGAUCUGGGGAAUCUUCUUUGCCAUCCUGUCCUUCCUGCACAUCUGGGCCGUGGUGCCGUGCGUCAAGAGCUACCUGAUCGAGAUCCACUGCGUCAGUCGCGUCUACUCUAUCUGCGUGCACACCUUCUGCGACCCGCUGUUCGAGGCCAUGGGCAAGUGCCUCAGCAGCAUCCGAAUCCGCACAUCCAAGGAGGUGUAGAGGAGGAUAAACGGAAAGAGGGGGGAGGGAGGACGGGAGGGCUGGAGCAACUCAAAUGGAGGGUGAAUUCAGAACAGGAAAGAAGAAGAAAAAUAAAAUAACUCUCUGGAAAACAAGAGGUGAAACGUUUCCAGAAUUUGGCGGGGAGGGGGGGGAUUUUUGGAGGUGAAGGGGAGUGGUCACAUGGCACCUGGUACCACCCCUUUCUACCAGCUGUAUUCUUACUAGUGUUGGAGGGCACAGGAAAUCGAAAGGUUGCUCUGGGUUUUUGUUGUUGUUUUGUUUGUGUUCCCUUGUUUGUUUGUUUGUUUUUUUGUAUUCCACACUUUUUUUUAAGCAGGCAACUGGGGGCCAUAUCAGUUUUCUGUUAGUUUUGCCACGUGAUGUUAAGUCCUUCCAUUUUACCCAUGUCUGUGAAGAGCUUAUCACUCACUUUGACUGAUUCAUGUGAAGAGGGGAUGUCACAGUGUAUCACUGUCUCCUCUUGUGCUUUGUGUUUGCUUUUGAAAGCCUCUGGGCAGGGCAGGAUGGAGGGGUGUCUAUCAGUGCCAGGGAGGGUCAAAGCAGAGAGAGAGAGAGAGAGAGAACGUCUGCUGCCAAAUUCUAUCCAGCUAAGCAAAAACAACACAAACUGAACAGCACAGUAACACACCCUCCCUUUGGCCCACAUGACCUCCAACUCACCAAAAACAAACUCCCACCCCUACCAUCCCUCGCCUGGCUUUCCAGCAGUCUGACACACUGAACCUGCCCUCGUUCCUGCAUGCACCUGCGUCACCUUGCCAGCAACGCGCCGUCCACGCCCGCCGCACCGCCCCGAUCGUACACCGAUGAUUUGCAUCUGCGCUCACUUGCUCUCUGCGUCUACUUCUGCCUUUUGCCUCAAACCAAACUCUGCAGCGCGGCCUAUAUCCUUACUACCAUCCUCAUAAUCGCAUGAGCGAGUGACAGACUUUUCUUCUUUGUUUUUUUACUUUACAGUGAAGCUCGGUGCCCCUAAAUUACGUUAUGAAAAUGAAGAACUUUGAGGGAGUUAGUUUAAAUCAUAUCCUAUGUGUACUGUAUGGGUGUUUAUGCAGAAAAUGACACUAAACAAGCUACGGCCUCAUUCCAGUGCACUAAUCUAUGGAAAAGUAUUGGAAGUGAAUAGCACUAAUGAAAAAUCUCCUAUCUUUAUAAGUUAUUUGCAAAGGUAGCAGAUUACUAACAGUCGUGUUUGCACGCUGUGUGUGCGUGUGAAGACUUUUCUUAUGCACUGUGGUACUUGCGCAGGUUAAUGCAUUGGAAUAAAGACAAUGUGAGGUGGAGCGUGUGGUUCCCCCCUCUCCCCCCCUCUCCCCCCCCCACACAUUUCUUGUCUCGUGUUCACAACUUUGUUCUGCCACCCUGCUUCUUGACCUUGGACACAAUGCUGAAAAGCAUCAAACGGAUGCCUCCCACGUUUCGUAAGAGACAUUACGCUCACCUUCAGUCUGCCUGCUGUCUUCUCACAGUGGUAAUGUCAUCGCACCCGUUUCUUGAAAUGAGUAUUUUAAAAGGUGAUAUUUUUAUAAAAAAAAAACGGAAAAAAAAUUCCUUCCUCGCUUUUACUGUACAAUGUAACGCUGUGCACAUUAAAAUUUAAUAUAAUCCAUCA
Molecule: messenger RNA, 2315 nt
Organism: Solea senegalensis (Senegalese sole)
Lineage: Eukaryota; Metazoa; Chordata; Actinopteri; Pleuronectiformes; Soleidae
Gene: cav1
Product: caveolin 1
Exons: 3
Coding region: 134-679 (181 amino acids)
Biological process (GO): negative regulation of endothelial cell proliferation; negative regulation of protein tyrosine kinase activity; caveola assembly
Cellular component (GO): perinuclear region of cytoplasm; cytoplasmic vesicle; Golgi apparatus
Molecular function (GO): molecular adaptor activity; protein kinase binding; transmembrane transporter binding
Source: RefSeq, a predicted model, not a curated record